Messenger RNA from Pistacia vera, 2958 nucleotides. Its product is annotated as potassium transporter 3. The transcript has 9 exons. Gene Ontology annotation, biological process: potassium ion transmembrane transport. The record is from RefSeq and is a predicted model, not a curated record. Gene Ontology annotation, cellular component: membrane. Gene Ontology annotation, molecular function: potassium ion transmembrane transporter activity. NCBI's taxonomy places the organism in Eukaryota, Viridiplantae, Streptophyta, Magnoliopsida, Sapindales, Anacardiaceae. The coding region runs from base 219 to 2543 and encodes 774 amino acids.
UUGGGUAAGACCAGGGAAAUCUAAUCUAAUCCUCUGAAUUCUAACAUCUCCGGGGGCCCAUUCGACCAGACCAGUGAACAGAAGAACAAGAUUAACGACAUCCAAAACUAAGUACGCGCGAGGUUUGGAUCAGUUCGUUACAACAACGUUCGACAGAUUCGAUUUACACCUCUACACCAUCCACAGUUCAUGUUCAGAACCAAACUCAUUCCAAUAAUAUGCAGGUUGACAAUAAAAGGACAUUUAAACAAAUCCUCCUUUUAGCAUAUCAGAGUUUUGGUAUUGUGUUUGCUGACUUGAGCAUUUCUCCCCUUUACGUUUAUAAAAGUAUAUUUUCUGGAAGAUUGGGUAAUUUUCAGAGUGAAGAUGCAGUAUUUGGGGCAUUUUCCUUGAUAUUCUGGACUUUCACUCUUCUUUCGCUGUUCAAGUAUGUCAUUAUUUUGUUAAAUGCAGAUGAUAAUGGCGAAGGAGGAAUUUUUUCUUUAUAUGCACUCCUCUGCAGAAAUGCAAAGUUUGGUUUACUUCCUAAUCAUCAAGCAGCUGAUGAGGAGCUUUCUACAUAUCAUGCCUCUGGUUACUCGAGUAGAAAUAUACCUUCCUCCCCAUUGAAAUCUUUUAUGGAGAGUCGCAAAAAAGCAAAAACUGGUUUACUUCUUGUAGUUUUGCUUGGCACUGCCCUGGUUUUCUGUCUUGGUGUCCUCACACCAGCAAUAUCUGUUCUUUCAUCCAUUGAUGGGCUGCAAAUCCGAUUACAUGAUAAGCACGGUGGUAUGGUGGUUUUCAUAGCAUGUCUUGUAUUGAUUGGCCAUUUUGUUUUGCAAUACCGUGGCACCUACAAGGUGGCUUUUCUGUUUGCUCCCAUAUUGAUUUUAUGGUUAUUGUCCAUUGCCGCUGUUGGCAUCUACAAUAUUGUCAAGUGGAAUCCAAGAGUAUAUCAAGCCCUUUCUCCAUAUUACAUUUACAAGUUCUUUAGGGAAACUGGAAAAGAUGGUUGGAUUUCUCUUGCAGGAGUACUUCUCUGUGUUACUGGAAGUCAAACCAUAUUUCAAGACCUUGGCCAAUUCACAGCUGCAUCAAUAAGGCUUGCAUUUUGCUUUGUUGUUUACCCAUGUCUAGUGCUUCAAUAUAUGGGACGGGCUGCAUUUCUUUCAAGAAAUUUUUCUGCACCUUUAAACUUUUAUGCUUCCGUCCCAGAUCUACUGUUUUGGCCAUUUAUUGUCUUGGCAACUUUGGCUGCAAUUGUUGCCAGUCAGGCCGUCAUCUCUGCCACAUUCUCAACUGUUAAGCAAUGCUAUGCAUUAGGAUGCUUUCCCCGUGUCAAGGUUGUGCAUAAAUCAAGAUGGAUACGUGGUCAGGUAUACAUCCCAGAGAUAAAUUGGGUCCUUAUGAUUCUCAGUCUGGCAGUUACAGUAGGCUUUCAAGACACACUUCGUUUGGCCAAUGCUUAUGGGUUGGCAAGCAUGGCUUUGGCAUUUAUAACAACAUGUUUAACGACUCUGGUCAUCAACUUUGUAUGGCAUCGGAGUCUCAUAUUUGCCCUUCUGUUCGCACUAUUCUUUGGAUCUAUUGAGAUCAUGUACCUCUCUUUGGCGUGCGUGCAAAUCCCCAAGGGUGGAUGGACUUCUGUCAUGCUCACUGCAGUCUUUCUGGUCAUUAUGUUUGUGUGGCAUUACGGCAGCAGGAGGUGGUAUUUAUAUGAUCAGCAUAACAAAGUAUCCAUGAAAUGGAUUCUUAACCAAGGCCCAAGUCUUGGGGUUAUUAGGGCUCCUGGAAUUGGCCUCAUCUUCACUGGAUUGGCAAAUGGAGUCCCAGCCACGUUCACCCAUUUCUUAACCAACCUACCAGCAUUUUACCAAGUGGUUGUCUUCGUCUGUUUUAAGACUGUUCCUGUUCCGUAUGUUCCUCAUAAAGAACGAUAUCUCAUAGGCCGGGUUGGCCCCAAAUCUCAUCGGAUGUACCGCUGCAUUGUUCGAAGUGGCUACAAAGAUGUCCAGAAUAAUGUUGAUUUUGAAAACGACCUUGUGAUGAGCAUAAUAGAAUUUAUCCAAUUGGAAGCAGAAGGCUUUGAAAACCCAGAUGGUUCUGUGGAUGGUUGGCUAGCAGUUGUGAGGACAUCUGAGAAGUUUGGCAAACGAUUGGCAACGUCAGAAUUGGACAACAGAGAAGAAAGUAGCAGUAGUUCAGGACCGCCAUUUAUUGGGAGUAGCAGUAGAUCACCUGCUCUGCAGAAGUUGAAGUCCUUGUAUGAGUGGGAAUCAUCUCCCAGCUUUAGGCCACCAGUUCAACUCAAGUUGGUAGAUACAAAAUUUAAGGAUAUGCGCGUGAAGGAAGAGCUCUUGGAGCUUAUAGAAGCCAAGUAUGUUGGUAUGUCAUAUAUUAUAGGCCACUCUCGUAUAAAGGCCAAAUGGAACGCAUCAUUCUUGAAGAGAUUUGUGAUCAAUGUGGCCUAUUCUUUCUUGCGUAAAAACUGUCGGUCCUCUGCCGUGGUCUUGAACAUACCUCAUAUUUGUUUGAUUGAGGUAGGUAUGAACUACUAUUUGUAGUCCAAUUUCUUGGGAUACAUCUUCUGGCUGCAAAAAUUGCAUGGAGUUCUUUCUCCAGGAAUUAUAGGCAGAUCUCAAGACACAAGGGAAGAGGUACAUUUGACUAAUAAAUUGUUGGGUGAUUUUUGUUUGCGACUGGUAGAAGCUCUCCCACAGGCUGGCUUUGGAGUUUUGAAGCCACGGCAUUUUUGUUUAUUGUGCUCUUCUCCUGUUUCUAAACCGAAUGUUUCCAUUAAAUUAUUAUUCAUGGUUCCAAAGCUUUUUGAGGUUAUGAAUGGUGAAAGGUGACAUUAGGAUUAAUUUUUAUUAGGAAUUUGUCCAAAUAUAUCAUGCUAUGAUGGUUAAUUAGUGUGGAAAAUUGUGUAUAUCUUAACUUUGUAUCUUAAAUAAUGUGCAAGGAAUUUUUUUUUUUUUU